This is a messenger RNA of Prunus dulcis (almond), 1496 nucleotides long. Its product is annotated as calcineurin B-like protein 1. The coding region runs from base 453 to 1148 and encodes 231 amino acids. The transcript has 8 exons. Gene Ontology annotation, molecular function: kinase binding; calcium ion binding. Lineage: Eukaryota; Viridiplantae; Streptophyta; Magnoliopsida; Rosales; Rosaceae. The record is from RefSeq and is a predicted model, not a curated record. Gene Ontology annotation, biological process: calcium-mediated signaling.
UGAAAAAAAAGAAAAAACCCAAACCAGGAAGUCCAAUUCCCAUCACGCGCUCUAAACCCACGUGCCCUGGACUGUCCUCCUCCCUCCUCCCGCUACUUAUUUAUUUCCUUGGUGGCUUUUGUUUCUAAGUUCGCCAGCAGCUCUAUUAGGUGGAAUUUUAAUUUCUCCUAUUUUAGACAAAUGAGCGUGAAUUUCUCGAGAACUUCGAGAUCAAGAUCAACCUCAGCCGUCCGAUUUACAUCUCCAAAAGCACUUCUUUGUCUUCCCCAAUAAACCCGUUUCUGUUUUUCUGCCUCUGUUCCAGUUCGUUGCGUCUCUGAUUCUAUAUAAAAGCGUUUCCCUCUCCAAAAUUGGUAGCGGAGCAGUAGUUUUCCGGCCAAUUUCUUGGUCGGAGGCCUAAGGCCUGGGGAGGGGAGGGUAAACUGACCUUUGGCGUGGGAUAAAUGCUCUAAAUGGGUUGUUUUAGUUCUAAAGCAAGGCGGCAGUUUCCUGGACACGAGGAUCCAGUGAGCCUUGCUUCGCAAACAGCUUUUACGGUUAGUGAAGUUGAAGCACUCUUUGAGCUAUAUAAGAGUAUUAGCAGUUCUGUUAUUGAUGAUGGGUUGAUAAACAAGGAAGAAUUUCAGCUAGCCAUUUUCAAGAAUAGAAAGAAAGAAAAUCUCUUUGCAAAUCGGAUAUUUGAUCUGUUUGAUGUGAAGCGAAAAGGUGUUAUUGAUUUCAGUGACUUUGUGAAAUCACUCAAUGUCUUCCAUCCCAAUGCCCAACUAGAGGACAAGAUUGAUUUUUCAUUUAAGCUUUAUGAUUUGGAUAGCACGGGAUUUAUUGAGCGCCAAGAGGUCAAACAAAUGUUAAUUGCACUUCUUUGUGAGUCUGAAAUGAAGCUGGCUGAUGAGACUAUUGAGCUAAUUCUUGACAAGACUUUCUUGGAAGCUGAUGUAAAUCAAGAUGGGAAGAUUGACAGAUAUGAAUGGAACAAUUUUGUCUCUAAGAAUCCAUCAUUAUUAAAGAUCAUGACCCUCCCCUAUCUUAGGUAUGGAACAAGUCUUUUCUAUUUCAUAUGCAGAUGUCAUUCUUUCAUAAAUCUCUUAAAAUGUUAUGAUUUAUCUACGCAGGGAUAUUACUACUACAUUUCCAAGUUUUGUAUUUAAUUCUGAGGUUGAUGAGAUUGCUACGUGAGAGGCAGUAGCUUAGAAAGAUCCUGCAUUAGCGUUUAAUUUUAGUGGCUUGUAGUUUUUUAUUUUUUGGGGUUGAAAUCAACUGUGACAACAAAGAAAUGAAGGAAAUUGGUAUAUUUGAUGCAAGGAGGUAGAGCUGCCUGCGAUGGGUUAUAAAAUCACCCAGUAGUAAGUUCUUUUUGGUCGAUUUGUAAAGCACCUUCCAUAUAAUGGAAAUUUUCUAGCCAUUGUUGGUGAUUUUUUCAUGCUUGGAGAAGUGAGAUAAUGUAUAGUUUUUUUCUCAUAUUAUUGAAAAUAACCAUGCAAUUUGGAGUGGGCGAA